AUGCGCAGCUUCUUGAUUGGAUCUCCUAGUCUUUCUGGGCGUGCGCUGUCGCGUUUGAUCAGUCUGGCAUGUUCAGUCGCUUUUAUCCUAUUUGGUUAUGAACAGGGAGUAAUGGGCGGUAUUAUCACUGGCCCGGCCUUCACGCAACAGUUCCCCUCGAUCAACACCACCACGGGUAAUGGUAAUACUCAGCUGCAGGGAUUCACGGUUGCCAUUUACAACAUCGGAUGCUGGGCCGGCUCUUUGCUUACCAUGGUGGUUGGAGAACGUUUGGGUCGGAAGAAGACUAUCAUCGUUGGUGCUACCGUUCUUGCCAUUGGGACGGUGAUUCAAUGCUCGUCUUACAGCCUCGCACAGUUACUUGUUGGACGAAUCAUUACCGGCACGGGGAACGGCAUCAUCACUUCCACAAUCCCUGUCUGGCAUGCUGAACUAUGCAAAGCAGAAUCUAGAGGCAAGUUCGUUACCGUGGAACUCUCCACUAACGUUGGCGGAGUUGCGGUGGCGUACUGGGUUGACUACGGCAUGGGAUACGUCAACAGUGGUGCACAAUGGCGCUUCCCGAUCGCCCUGCAGGUCUUCUUUGCGCUGUCGACCGUCUCCCUCGUCACGUUCUUGCCAGAGACUCCACGGUGGCUUCUCUCUCACGGCAUGGAUGCUGAGGCUAAAGACAUCCUGACUCGUCUCCAUGUCGAGGAGAAUGCCUCGGCCGCGGAACGCGAACGUCUUGAAAUUGUCGCGGCUAUCGCACAGGAGCGGGAAGCCCAGGAGCGUCUGGGUGGCAAGGGUUCCAUCAGCACCAUUUUCACCAAUGGAGAGCAGCGCUUCUUCUAUAGAACCAUGCUAAGCGUAUGGGCAAUGAUCAUGCAGCAACUCACCGGCAUUAACUUGAUCACUUACUACGCUCCGUACAUCUUCAUCAAGAGUGUCAGGUUCUCCCAGAGGCUGUCGGCGCUCAUGUCCGGCUUCCUGAGCUUGUUCUACUGGCUUUCAACCCUUCCUCCGAUCUUCAUGAUCGACAGGGUCGGUCGCCGCCCGCUACUGCUGAUUGGCCUGAUCGGCAUGGCAUGCAGCAUGUUCGUCCUUGCAGGCACAACCUCUGUUGUGAGCUUCGCCCCUGGUGUCGUCGCGACGGUCGCGCUCUUCGCCUAUGAUUUCUUCUUCGGCAUCGGAUGGAUCCCAGGCCCGUGGUUACUUGCUUCGGAGUACGCGCCGCUCACCAUCCGCUCGCAAUCCGCGGCGCUCGCGACGUCAGCCACCUGGAUCUUUACGUUCUUGGUCGCCGAGAUCACCCCAGUUGCAAUUGACAAUAUCAGGUGGAAGACAUACAUCAUCUUCGGUGUCUUCAAUGUGGUGUUCUUCCCCAUCGUUUACUACUUCUACCCUGAGACGAAAGGCAAGACACUGGAGCAGAUUGAUUUACUUUUCUCCGGUCCGAAGGUGCUCAUCGAUAUCUCGCAGGCGGAGCUGCUUGAGAUGCAGGGCAAGCAUAUCGAGAUGGCUGUCAAGGCGCGCAAGGUCGAUGUCGACGAGUACGACGCCGAAAAGAUGUCCACGACGCAUUACAUCGAAGGGGCCAAGGUAUAA
This is a messenger RNA of Sparassis crispa, 1587 nucleotides long. RefSeq names its product Sugar transporter STL1. The record is from RefSeq and is a predicted model, not a curated record. Gene Ontology annotation, molecular function: carbohydrate:proton symporter activity. Gene Ontology annotation, cellular component: membrane. The transcript is spliced from 7 exons. Gene Ontology annotation, biological process: carbohydrate transport; transmembrane transport. The coding region runs from base 1 to 1587 and encodes 528 amino acids. NCBI's taxonomy places the organism in Eukaryota, Fungi, Basidiomycota, Agaricomycetes, Polyporales, Sparassidaceae.